CGCUGCGGCGAAGGCAGGAGCAGAGGAGGCGCGGGGCGCCCGCCUGCGCUGCUGCGGGAAGCCGGAGGCGAAGCGAAGCGAGGCGGUAGCCCACAGCCCCACAGCCCGGCGGGAGGACCCUCUCGACCCCCCCCCCGGCCCCCGCCAGGCGGCCUUUCUCUGCGCAGCGGUGGCAGCGGCAGGCGGGAUGACGGCGGAGGAGAUCAAAGCGGAGGGGGCUGCCUUGGAAGGGGCGGACAUCACCCCCAAGCGGGAUGAGGGCGUCCUCAAGGUUGUCAAGAGAGAAGGCAGCGGGACAGAGUCUCCAAUGAUAGGUGAUAAAGUGACUGUCCAUUACACAGGAUGGCUUCUUGAUGGCACAAAAUUUGACUCCAGUCUGGACAGGAGAGACAAAUUUUCAUUUGACUUGGGGAAAGGAGAAGUCAUCAAAGCAUGGGACAUUGCUGUAGCGACUAUGAAAGUUGGUGAAAUCUGUCGGAUUACAUGCAAACCAGAAUAUGCCUAUGGCUCAGCUGGAAGCCCUCCAAAGAUACCUCCCAAUGCUACACUGAUUUUUGAGAUAGAACUUUUUGAGUUCAAGGGCGAGGACCUCACUGAUGAAGAAGAUGGAGGCAUCAUCCGAAGAAUCCGUAAAAAAGGGGAGGGCUACUCCAAGCCCAACGAAGGAGCAAUUGUAGAGAUCCAGUUUGAAGGCCAAUAUGGAGGUCGUGUUUUUGACAGGCGAGAAUUGCAGUUUGAGAUUGGAGAAGGUGACAAUUAUGAUCUUCCUCAUGGUCUGGAGAAGGCAAUUCAAAAAAUGGAGAAAUCGGAGGAAUCUGUGUUCUAUCUCAAACCUAAUUACGGUUUUGGAAGUGCUGGGAAGGAGAAAUUUCAGAUCCCUCCAGAUGCAGAGCUGCAGUAUGAAGUGAAACUCAAAAGCUUUGAAAAGGCUAAGGAGUCUUGGGAAAUGAACACAGAUGAGAAGCUGGAACAAAGCUGCAUCGUGAAGGAGAGAGGCACUCAGUACUUCAAGGAGGGGAAAUACAAACGGGCAGCAUUACAGUAUAAGAAGAUUGUGUCAUGGCUGGAGCAUGAAUCAGGACUCUCUGAUGAGGAGGAUGUAAAAGCCAAAAGCUUGAGGCUUGCUGCCCACCUUAAUCUAGCUAUGUGUCAUCUCAAGCUGAAGGAAUACUCCCAGGCUUUGGAGAACUGCAACAAGGCUCUUGAAUUGGAUAGCAACAAUGAAAAAGGCCUCUUCAGGCGUGGAGAAGCACACUUGGCUGUCAAUGACUUUGAGUUGGCCAGGGGAGAUUUCCAGAAAGUCAUACAAAUUUAUCCAAGUAACAAAGCUGCCAAAGUGCAACUGGUAACUUGUCAGCAAAAAAUACGGGAGCAGCAUGAGAAAGAGAAAAAGAUGUAUGCCAACAUGUUCCAAAGGCUUGCAGACAAAGACUUAAAGUCAGCUGCUGCUCUUCAAACCAGCCACGCUGAAGAUGAAGAAAUGAAAGAUGAGCGGAAUGGAGUUGAAGAUAAAUCGGAAGUUGACACAGAAGCAUAAAACCAAACCCUAUUCCAUUAGUUUUGUAAAUGAAAGAAUUUCCAGUGAAUUAGACCUUUAUUUUUCUACCUGGUUGGACAGUGGCUUCAGGGGAGCAGAGGCUGAUGCCACCAUGCCACAGUCAGUUACAGCUUUGUAUGUCUGUUGAAGAAGCUGAGUGGCAGCAUAAAUCUAGUUUAAUCCUAGGGAGUUUAUUUAUUCAUUCAGCUUCUGUUACUGUUUGGGUUCUGUCUGGAUUUACUCUGCUUGGCUUAUUUGCACUUUUGCCAUUGGUGUAUGUCUCUUUCUGGUUCCAGCUCACUUUAAUUCCAGGUUCUGCUUCCGAAAUUUUAAUUUCCUUGAUUUCUUUUGACUAAUCGGCCUUUUCCAUGGGUCCUCACGUGACACUUGAGAACAAAUUGGCGCUCCCAGUUCUUCUGCCUUGGCAUUGCCCCCUUCCCUCCUGUUCAGUAGGGAGUCCUUUCCAUUAAGUGUUGUAACCUUUCUUGUAUGCCUCCUCUUUACAAAUUGCUGAAGACUGUGAAGUCACAGCUAAAGUAAUAAAGCUCCAAUUAAACUCGAGAAAACAGAA
Molecule: messenger RNA, 2108 nt
Organism: Calidris pugnax (ruff)
Lineage: Eukaryota; Metazoa; Chordata; Aves; Charadriiformes; Scolopacidae
Gene: FKBP4
Product: FK506 binding protein 4
Exons: 10
Coding region: 188-1537 (449 amino acids)
Molecular function (GO): peptidyl-prolyl cis-trans isomerase activity; protein binding
Source: RefSeq, a predicted model, not a curated record